Melozone crissalis (California towhee) is the source of this 3360-nucleotide messenger RNA. RefSeq names its product TATA-box binding protein (gene TBP). The record is from RefSeq and is a predicted model, not a curated record. The transcript has 8 exons. Gene Ontology annotation, molecular function: RNA polymerase II general transcription initiation factor activity; DNA binding. Gene Ontology annotation, biological process: DNA-templated transcription initiation. Bases 244 to 1152 code for a protein of 302 amino acids. Lineage: Eukaryota; Metazoa; Chordata; Aves; Passeriformes; Passerellidae.
GGCGGGGCGCGGCCGGGCUCCGGCGGGCGCGGAGCGCGGCGGGAGCGGAACGAGCGCCAGGCUUUGGUUGGUGUUGUAGACUCAUAUUUCUCUGAAGCUGAUGUUUUCCUAACACUUUCAGCUUAGCUUUAAAAGCUGCUUCGCUGGAAUGUUUUAAACGGUUAAAAAACCUCUAGGAUUUGAAGGUUAUUUAAAUUAAUUGAAGGAAGUACUUCUGGCCUCACCAAAGAAAUAACUGGAAUCAUGGAUCAGAACAACAGUUUGCCACCCUACGCUCAAGGCUUAGCCUCCCCUCAGGGUGCAAUGACUCCAGGAAUUCCAAUUUUCAGCCCGAUGAUGCCGUAUGGCACAGGACUGACACCGCAGCCUGUCCAGAGCACCAACAGUCUGUCCAUCCUGGAGGAGCAGCAGCGGCAGCAGCAGCAGCAGCAAGCAGCACAGCAAUCCACGUCACAGCAAGCCACACAGGGAACAUCUGGUCAAACCCCCCAGCUCUUCCAUUCACAGACUCUUACCACAGCCCCCUUACCAGGAACCACCCCUCUGUACUCCUCUCCAAUGACUCCAAUGACUCCAAUAACUCCUGCGACACCGGCGUCGGAGAGCUCUGGCAUAGUGCCACAACUACAGAAUAUUGUGUCUACAGUGAAUCUUGGUUGCAAACUUGACCUGAAAACUAUUGCACUUCGUGCCCGAAAUGCUGAAUAUAAUCCUAAGCGUUUUGCUGCUGUUAUUAUGAGAAUAAGAGAACCACGUACUACUGCACUGAUAUUCAGCUCUGGGAAAAUGGUGUGCACAGGAGCAAAAAGUGAGGAGCAAUCCAGACUGGCUGCAAGGAAGUAUGCAAGAGUUGUUCAGAAACUGGGUUUUCCUGCAAAAUUUUUGGAUUUUAAAAUUCAGAAUAUGGUGGGCAGCUGUGAUGUGAAAUUUCCCAUCAGACUGGAAGGAUUGGUACUCACACACCAGCAGUUCAGCAGCUACGAGCCGGAAUUGUUUCCUGGCUUAAUCUACAGAAUGAUUAAGCCAAGAAUUGUUCUGCUUAUUUUUGUUUCUGGAAAAGUGGUUUUAACUGGUGCUAAAGUACGAGCAGAAAUCUAUGAAGCAUUUGAAAACAUCUAUCCUAUUUUAAAGGGAUUCAGAAAGACAACGUAACAGUUUCUACACAUUUCAGAGAAAUCAGGGGUAUAUUUUAAAAGGUAUUGUGUAUGGCACAGCAGUAACAAGAAAUGGACUUCCAGUGCAACUGCAACACCAGGACUUGGACUAUUUCCCAGUUAGUGCCUACUUCCCUGAUGCUCAAGGGGAACUGUUUUCUUGAGUAUGUCUACUGAGUUACUGUGAGUUGCUUUACUGGGUUGUUCCUGGAGCAGCCCCUCCAACUUUUAUUUAUAUUCUAGCUUUUAAAUAGUUUUAAUGCCAGUUCUAUUAAUAGAAAAAACUGUAAGUUGGUUUAAAGACAAAUGCAACUGUGUCACUCAGUGUAUAAACCACUUUAAUUGCCAUGUAUAUAUGUUUUAAGUUCCUUCCAUAAGACCAUGGUUUUUAUAAUUUUCAGAACUUUAGCUUUUAAAUUUUUUCAAUUUUAAAUUUCUUUGGUGCCAGACACAUUCCCUCUUUCCAGUAUUAAGCGAGAUAGAAUAAAUUUAUUAAUUAAAAUGGCUCACUGUACAUAUAUAUAUAAUAUAUACCUUUCUUCUCUUUCCUUCUUCAACUCCACAUGUACAAUAAACCCUGUUUAUACAACUAUGGGAACUGUCUUAAUAAAUUUUAAAAUUACCCAGCUGGUAGAAUGAAAUACAUUGAAUUACUUUUUUUAUUUAAUAGAUUUUUUAAUAGCAGAUGCACUGCUAUAAGUGACGUGUUGUUUUGAGAGAAUCUUAGCAGUGCUCUGGCUUGCUUACCAGCAGUCACACCCCUGGCAAUGUCUACCUUGAAUAUUUCCAACAUGUUAAAGCAAAAGAGAUGACUGGUUAAAGAAGCUUGUGUUUGAGUAUGUGUUGCCUUAUGUUCAACAGAUGAGAUAUAAGCAAGUCUUAAAUAGCUGCACUUGACUGAAACAAUAGAUCCCUGCUUAGCUUCUAGGAUUCCUUUAAAUUACUACCUUUGUAUUUUACCAGCUGUGAGAGCCUCACUAUAUUAGUGGUCCUGUAAAAUGUCAAAGCCCUUCCAGCUGGAGUCAGCACAUACAUAAUCUUCCUUCUGAGCGAUGCUUGAAGCCUAAUAGGCUCAGAGCUAAAAAUAAACUUUUUUUUUCCUUCAGGAAAUUUCUAGGAAUAAUAACCUCUCUAUGACUUACACGUUAUUUCAAACAGCUUUUAUCUGAAACUAACCCAAAUGUAAGCAAUGGUCUCAUUUCUAAGUUGGUGCUUCAUUCCAGACAAAAUUAAGUUUUGGCUGGCUUUGAUACUGCUCCAUUUGCACAUCCUGAGUGACCUUAAUCUUCAGUCUUCUCUCUACAUCAGUGUCUCUCCCGGUGUGCUGAUGACUGCUUUCAUGGCUCUUACCAGAAAGAUGCUGUUUAUUAAUGCAGCUGUGCAGGAUAUGCUCAAGCACUGUGUUGCCUUCAGUGCUGUGCCACUCUGUGCUGUGAGCUCAUGAAUACUCCUGUGAGCUCUGUGCUAUAACUGUGUGGCUGUCCAUGCUUUUGUAGGACCUGAACUAUUACCAGCUUAUGUGCAAAACUCUUCAACUCUUCAGAAAGCUUGAAGCCCCAAGAAACCAUAGGACAGUUUUCAGCACAAUCAGUCGAGCUGUAUUACAGUGACUUGAGACAGUUUGCACUUUCACAACACAGACCAGGGCUUCAAACUACCCUGCUAGAAAUUAGGUCCUGUGAUAACAAAACCACUUCCAGGUACAGCAUUCUCUGCCUGCUUAUUUGAGUACUUUCAAUGCCUAAAUGAUUCCAAAACCCCCAUGGUGGGCCCCACAGAGUCACAGGUAAGCAGCCAUGAUUGGUUGGAGCAGGGGAGGGAGUAUGUAACUGAAGUCAAUUUUAUAGGGAAACACACAAAAAAACCUUUUCUGCAGAUACUGCCAUGGCCAUAGGAGUAGUUAAGCAACUACCACAGUAAAGUUCAGCAUUAUGGUUUCACUAUUCUCUUGCCUCAGCUAUUUGCAGUCAUACAGUGGGAGAAUCCCUGCAGAGGACACUUGUUUUUAAACUUCACCAAUGAUGGCAGAGAGUUUAGGUACAAUUCAGCCUGAAAAUCUGCUGCUACAGGCAGUGUGUAACAGACAAAUGUGUUCUGCUAGGGCUGACUUUGUUUAAACUGCUUCUGCACCAGGUAACUGAGUGAAACUACUGCAUGGGGCUAAUAGUUUUAAAGUCAGAUAAAACACUUAAAUUUUGUGCAUUUU